Molecule: messenger RNA, 1699 nt
Organism: Phalaenopsis equestris
Lineage: Eukaryota; Viridiplantae; Streptophyta; Magnoliopsida; Asparagales; Orchidaceae
Product: pyridine nucleotide-disulfide oxidoreductase domain-containing protein 2
Exons: 17
Coding region: 95-1519 (474 amino acids)
Molecular function (GO): oxidoreductase activity
Source: RefSeq, a predicted model, not a curated record
GAUCGUCCCCGGAUUUCGCUUUUCUCGCUGCAGCUACCUCCAAAGCCUGCUGCGACCUUCCGUUAUCCAGGAGCUGGAGUUGGUGCGGCACGGGAUGAAGCUUCUCCGGCGGAGUCCUGCGUCUUUUACUCCUUGCUUGGAUGGGCGGAGUCUUCUUUUAGGUCCGGAUGCUGAGUUGAACAGUUCGGAGAUUGCUAAGUUUUCGAAGAAGGAUGCAAUGGCUUAUCCGAGAUAUGAGGAGCAGCUCCUGAAAUUCUGUAAGUUUAUGGAUUCAUUAUUAGACUCAUAUACUCCGGAAAUCAAACGGGAUGCACACUCUCUCAUGGAUAAGGUGAAGGAUAAAUUUGAGAAGUCUGCAUUUUGGAGUCAUCUUCUCCAACAAGCUUUGACAUUGGGCCAAAAGGAUAUGUUGGAUUUUAUUGAUCUUUUAGUUUCACCAGCAGCAAAGGUUCUAAAUAACUGGUUUGAGGCGGAGGCUUUGAAGGCAACACUGGCAACUGAUGCUGUUAUUGGAAGCAUGGCGUCUGUUUAUACACCAGGCUCAGGAUAUGUCUUGCUUCAUCAUGUGAUGGGAGAAACAGAUGGGGAACGUGGUAUUUGGUCGUAUGUUGAGGGUGGCAUGGGUUCAGUGUCAUUAGCUUUAAGUAAUGCUGCAUGUGAAGCCGGAGCUCAUAUCAUCACAAAUGCAGAGGUUGCUCAAGUGCUGGUUGAUGAGAAUACUGGAUCUGCAACAGGGGUAAUUUUGGAAAAUGGAAGAGAAGUUCGUAGUUCAAUACUUUUGUCAAAUGCCACCCCAUAUAAGACUUUUAUGGAGUUAGUUCCUUCUGGUAUACUUCCAGAAGAAUUUCUCCAAGCUAUUAAAAAUUGUGAUUACAGCUCGGCAACAACAAAAAUUAAUAUUGCUGCUGAUAAGUUGCCUCAAUUUUGCUGUUGUGCAACUGAUACAGAUGAGCCCGGGCCUCAACAUGUAGGUACUAUACAUAUUGGAUCUGAAAGCAUGGAAGAAAUUGAUUUAGCCUACCGUGAUGCUCUAAAUGGAUUACCAUCCAGAAGACCUCUCAUUGAAAUGACAAUUCCUUCAGUUCUUGACACGACAAUUUCUCCACCUGGUAAACAUGUGAUUAAUCUCUUUAUCCAGUACACACCUUUCAAGCUUACAGAAGGCAGCUGGGAAGUGCCAGCAAUCCGAGAAUCAUUUGCAAAAAGAUGCUUUUCCUUGAUCGAUGAAUAUUCGCCGGGAUUCAGCUCAUCAAUCAUUGCCUACGAUAUGUUGACUCCACCUGACCUUGAAAGGGUCAUUGGACUAACUGGUGGGAACAUCUUCCAUGGUUCAAUGAACUUGGAUUCCUUAUUCUUAAUGCGGCCGGUCAAGGGAUGGUCAGAUUACAGGACUCCCCUGAAGGGUCUCUAUCUCUGCGGCAGUGGUGCACACCCUGGAGGUGGUGUGAUGGGGGCUCCCGGGCGUAACGCGGCUUCUGUUGUUCUUCAGGAUCAUGGAAGUUUAUCAAAAACUAUUUGAGAUGAAAAUCGCCUUUAUAGACUUGCAGCUGCUCUUGACUGAAGUUCCAAAUCCAGCUGCAGAAAGCAAAGUUGUGUGUUUGUUUAUUGAAUCUGCAGAUCCCUCUGUUCUUGUUUUUAACUCUUUACUUAAAUGCUGUUUGCUUAUUGUAUUGAGGAUAAUUUAACAAUCUUUCGGAAG